Molecule: messenger RNA, 5494 nt
Organism: Neolamprologus brichardi
Lineage: Eukaryota; Metazoa; Chordata; Actinopteri; Cichliformes; Cichlidae
Source: RefSeq, a predicted model, not a curated record
AGGGGCGUGGCUUGCGUCUCAGUCCUGGCACCAGUUUGCUCUGCAAGCACCGAAAGGUGGAGAGAUUUUCCCCAUCACACACUCUUACUGUCAAACACACACGUUCAGCGAGAGACUCGGGACGCAUCCACACGUAACGGGACUAUGGACCUGAGCCUGCGAGAUGCUCUGGGUGGGGGUGGCGGUGGCGUCCAAGGUGGGGCCCCUGGUGAUGCCCUUUUGAAGAGAGACUUUGUGGCUUCACUGGAGAAAGAGAGCUACGAUGACAAAGUUGGGGAGACGGUCUCCAAGAGUGACUACCGACCCUUACUGGAUGGAAAGGACACCAAGAGCGGUCCAGGGAUGAUGUCAUCAAUGAUGUCAUCAGGAGGACGUCAAGACCCACCAGGACAGCCUGCCUUCAGCUCUGACUACCUGUCUGGUCCUAUGCGUGGGAUGACAGAUCAGUGGAGCCUGAACAAGACAAAGGACAGCAGCAAGCCUGACUCAUUUCUAGUGCCGCCCUUCCAGACCAGUAUGGGCACUUCUCUAUUCCAGACUGGAAUGAGUCCAGCUAUGGACACCCAGAAAAGUUCAAGCCAUUUUGGUGUGGAAAGCAAAACCAUCAGUAACACCAGUGGGAGCAGUCCCUUUAAAAGCAGCGAUCCAUUUUCUUCCGGUGGCAUGGGAAUCCAUUCCAUGAAUCACUCUGCAGCUCCCAUCCUCUCUCCCAGCGGCUCAGUGGAUGACAGCAGUGCUACAUCCUCCAACUCUGAACCCCUCAGCCCUGACAGAGCAGGGCCGGGGAACGAAGCCGGCAAGCAGCAGCAGCGGCGACGGAAGAAGAAGAGGAAGGGCCGUGAUGAGGUCUACGACUUCUUGGAUAGCCAGGAGAAUAACAUCAGCGGGAUGCAGGAUAAAGGCAGAGGGGAGGUGGAGGAGGACGAAGAUGAGGAGGAGAACUGGGAGUGGGAGAUCAGAGAGAGUGGAGGAGGGGGUAGGGUAAAAGGCAGAAAGACUAAGAGUCGGGCAAGACUUCCAGAGGAGUGGGGAGCUCCACAGCAGCCUGUCUCUCCCACACCAGCUACAGUUGCCCCUAAGUGGGCUGCAGGUGCUGACAUUGGCUCUAGUGACCCCAAAGCUCCGAACUCCAUCCCCAGCCCCACUCUACCCUCUGCCCCUGAACAGAUACCCACAAGUUUUACCAACUGUUCCCAUGUUGGCCAAGUAUCAGAUUUGUCUUCGCGCUCCUACGAGCCUAUGUGUUUAGAUGACUUUUCUGUGUCUGUUAAAAAUGGGCAAAAGCCCAUUGAAGAGAGAAUGUCAGCCAAACCUGAAAACCAUAUUAGCACAGCUGCUAGUACAGUCACCAAGAAUAGUUUAGCUGGGGAUGUCAGCGGUAGCCUAGCACUAAUGACAGGGGACAACCUAAGCCCUGUCUCCCAGACCUUCUCUUUCCUUGAUUCAGUUCUCCAGACCCCACCGGGUUCCACUCCCGACUCCCAGACAACCACCCCCAUCACCAACACAGCCUCCCUUGCUCCUGCUUCCCUCACAAAGUCAACCCCAGUAGAAACCACUGUCCCUGCUUCACAAGCCGCUUCUGAUUUCAACCCUUUCAAGAGCACUUCAGACCUCCCCCCCACUGUGUCCACCAGUCCAUCACCUUUAACUUCAGCAGAAACAUACCCUUCAGCAGCCAUAGCUGGAUCGGCCCUCAACGUCGAUGCCAAGCCUUUCAUCCCCUCAGCCACACUAAUGUCCUGCACAGCUACCCCCAGUAAUUCGGAGGCCACUCCUGUUGUUAGAACAGCAGCAGUGGCCUCCACGGGAACCGCCGGUCCUGCAUCCUCUACCACUUCAGCCACACCUCUUAAUUCCUCAGCUGCUUCCUGUAAGAAAGAAGCCACCCCUGCAUCGUCAUCACCAGACACUCCCCCCAAAUGCGUACCAGUGUCCCUUAGCUCAGCCACACCCCCUCCUCCCAUCACCCAAGCAGCCCCUCCCUCUCUCCCUGCACACUCAGACCACCAGGAGUCCUCGUCGCCACAGCUCCCCCCAUUGGAAGUUAAAUCUGACAACAAGGACAAGCAGGAGAAGACAGACAUCGUGUCUGGGAAAACAGACAAGAUUGACAACUUUGACAAGAAGGAAGAACAGCAGAAGGACUACGGCCCAGACAAGAACCAGAAGUCUGAGAAGAUAAUCAAAAACGAGGAGAAGCUAGAGAAGAUGAACGCGGAGAAAAACAACAAGGCCAAUGAGAAGGCGGAAAAGGUGGACAAGCCGGAGAAGACCAACAAGGAUGAGAAGAAGGAGGAGAAGGGAGUGAAAGGGACGGCCAAGUCUCCCACAGGGAAUGGUAGCAAGACCCUGGCGAGCCCUGACAGCAAGAGCAAGCCUAAUGCAGGUUCCACCAAACCAGAUUCUGCCAAAUCACGCCCAUCCACUCUCUCCACAAAUGGCGAGGCCAACUCGGCCAAACGCCCCUCCCCCACCACUGCUUCAGCCAAUAAAAAAAGCCCUGUACCCAAGGCAACUACACCUACUGCUGCCAAGCGGCCGCCAACAGCAACUAGCUCUGCUAAGGCUGCCAAGACUCCAGAAAAUGGGGAAAAACGUCCACCUGUGCCAAAGGCCACGCCCGCUCCCCGUACAACUGCCAGUAAGAAUGGCUCCUCUGCAACUGCUGCAGGCAAGACUGCAGCCAACAAGAACGACAAAACUGAGAACAAGACCAGUGAGGCCAAGAAACCCAAGACUACACCCCGUCCUCGCCCAGCCUCAACCGCCGCUCCUGCUACUCCGGCUGCUUCCACCAAUGGAGAAUCCAGUGCCACUCACCGCCGUCGGGUCAUCACCAAACCCCCUGUGCCCAAGCAGACUCCCCUGGAUAAGAAACCAGCUGUUCCCCGUGCUCCCCGCACCCCCCGACCCAUCAAUGCUCCGACACCAGAUCUAAAGAACGUCCGUUCCAAGAUUGGUUCUAUUGACAACAUCAAGUACCAGCCUGGCGGAGGAAAGGUCUCUUCCACCCCGAACAACAAGACAUCAGACCCCUCCACCCCUGCUGCCAAGGCCAGAGUUCAGAUAGUGCACAAAAAGCUGGACUUCAGCCACGUCACUUCUCGCUGUGGCUCCAAGGACAAUAUCAAACAUGUCCCUGGAGGUGGCAAUGUGCAGAUCCUGAAUAAGAAGGUUGAUGUGAGCAAGGUAACAUCCAAAUGUGGCUCCAAGGACAACAUCAAACACAAGCCAGGUGGUGGUGAUGUGAAGAUUGAGUCCCAUAAGCUAAACAUUAAGGCUAAGGCUAAGAUUGGAUCCAUGGACAACGUGGGGGCAGGAAAUGGACAGACCAAUGGACAAAAGGAAGAGAAAACUGAGCAGAAAACAUCAUCACCCCCAAGUGGCACUCAGACAACAGCACCUGGAGGUGUUGCUAAGGAGAACAGCAUGAAGGAAACCACACCCACUCCUUUUGGGGGAGAUGGACUGAGGGAGCCCCUCAGUGCAGAGAAAUGCAUCACUGAGACAAACUGAGUCCCAAUGACCCGCAGACCAACCAACUACCACGGCGCAGUCACUUUCCUCUGAUCCCGCCCUUCAUCUUGCCCACCGCAGCACCGAACUGACCGAUCGCCUCUCUCAGUGUUUCUCUGGGAUCUGCCUGCCAGCUUCCUGCUACCAACUCUGACCUUUGGCCCCUUGUCACCCUUGGGUUGCCCCACCUACCACAGAGAAAAGUAAUUGCUGUUUGUCCAUGUUUCUCUGUGCAGGUUUCCACCAGCUUCUCCACUGAUGCCAUUUCCUUGCAAGCACUGACUAAGGUCAUUCCAACCUUAAAGCCCAAAUGUAACAACCCCAAAGCAAUAAUCCCACAAUCAAUCAAUCAAUGCUCUAUUAAGUAUCUUGACCAUAGCCACUUUUUCUUAUAGAAUGUUCACCUUACUAGUGAAAACAGUUGCCUCACAUCACAGUAAUGGAGCUUUGUUCUAGACCCUCUGGCAGGAUUUGACAUUUAAAAACCAAACUAACAAAAACAGCACCAUUCGUAGGUCAUCUGACGUCUCAUUACAGGUCAGUCUACAAUUCAUCACACGUUACUUCUCUUGGUAUCAGUGCACCAGUUUGUCUCUACACAAUAAUGAUUCCUUGAAUUUUAAUAUUAUGAUGUUUGUAGUCGUGGCUGCAAAGAGCACAAAAUGAAUCUGGUCUCGAGCGGCUAUGAAGAGAGAUGUCUGGAAGCAAAUCUGAAGACCAGUGCAAUAGCUUCUCAAAAGUCAGAUGGUUUUAGUUCAAUUGGAAUCGUUCAGCGAUGUAACUCGUGCAUUAUGAAGGCAGCAAGAGGGAGGAUACAGGAGCUCUGCUGAUACUCUGGGUGGUUUUGGCUCAAAGAGGAUUUGGCACAAAAAAAUCUGUUUGAUCUCAGAGCCAAGUGUUUCUAAAGUUAAGAUCUCUCUAAUUGACCUUGAAGGAGUGAAUAUAAAUUCCAGCUGAAUGAGUGAUAUUGAAGGAUGGUAAUAAACCUUGAAAUUAAACAGAGUGGCACAGAACACACGCACUCUAUAAUGUAAUGUAGCACUUAUGGUGGACAGUGUCAAUCACAGUGUCACAGGAUUCUUCAUAAACAUUCAGUCACACCAGCACAUUAAAUGUCUCCAUUUCAGAGUCAUUAUAGUGUAGAUCUGUGGAAUCUGUGUGAUGGUCUAUGGUUGGCAUGUCCAUACAGGCCAAAUGGUUCCUUGCAAAUUUUCACUGCUGACUAAUAGUAAGCCGUCUUGACAAUGCUGAGAGAACAAAGCAGUUUUCAACUGAGGAAGCUAUUGUAGGGAUCCAGCUGUUUUUCAACAUCAGCUUUUAUUUCACCUCGGUACGCUCUGAGGCUUUUUUUUUCCUUUUCUUAGUACUUGAUUGAAAUUAUAGGGCACAAUCUGUGGCACAGUAUAAAAAAAUGUAGAAGCUCAGAGAGCUGUUGUGAUGACUAACUCUACAGCAUGCUUUCUGCUUGCUAUAUUCCAAGCCACCUGUAGUAUUAAGUCAUUGGAAUUUGUUAACAUUUGUUCAUAUAUCAGGAUAUACUAACAAAAACUUCUGCUUUAGAUAAAUGAGUACAAUUCUUUUUCUUUCUCUGUUACUUACUGUCCACAUUCUCCAGAGGAAGUUGAAUACUUUGAUUUGCAACUUCUUUUCCCAAAAAAGGCAGACGACUUUGUAGAUCAUUAAAAUGUCGUUUGUUGUUAAAAUGUUCAUUUGAAAGCAUAUUGUUGAGAUAUUCACUCAAGCUGAACUAGGGUUUAAUGAGUCACUGUUAGCUUUAUUUAACCAGGAGAUCAGUUAAGAACACUUUGGGUAAAGGCAUUUAAAGGGUAAAAGAACAUUUCUACACACCUGAAGCCAUUUCUACACGCUCACUGGUGAAACACUGCCCCAUAGUGGCAGAAGUUUUACUUACAUUUUUCAACAAUUACAAAAAAUUCCUUAAGGUGAUCCAACUUUUUUUGAAAAAUCCUGCUGA